Molecule: messenger RNA, 1308 nt
Organism: Ramularia collo-cygni
Lineage: Eukaryota; Fungi; Ascomycota; Dothideomycetes; Mycosphaerellales; Mycosphaerellaceae
Product: related to Protein urg3
Exons: 4
Coding region: 1-1308 (435 amino acids)
Source: RefSeq, a predicted model, not a curated record
AUGUCCUCCGAAUCAAAUUACGAAUAUCUGCUCACACUCCCAAGUGUCCGAGAACAAGCGAAAAUCGUCUACGAAGCCGCAUUAGAAGGCCAACUUACCAACUUCAACCUCCAUCAAGACAAACUCGACUCCGCCGCAGACUAUGUCGUGAAUCUCAUUCUCAGAGAUUGGACCCCCUCCCAAUUCCCCCAAAUCCCACCCCACGGACGAUGGCAACAUUUCCACGCGGGAGGACUUCCCCGCCUCGACAAUCUCGUCGAAGAAAUGCGUUCCAACGGAAUCGAGGAGCGGGAACGUGCUCGUCGUGUGAUUGAUGUUAUUGUCGUUUCUGUACUGCUGGAUGCUGGAGCUGGGGAUGAGUGGAAGUUCACCGAGGGGGAUUUAAAAAUUGGACGGAGUGAGGGGUUGGCUGUUGCUAGUUUUCAUGCUUUUCAGGCGGGAAUUUUUGGGAAGGAGUGUGUUGAUGCCAAUGUUCUGUCCUCUCUAAAUGUAGAGGAUUUCACGGCAGCCAUGCAAUCGACGCCAGAAAAUCCUCUUCUCGGAGUAAAGGAGAGAUGUGCCUUGUUGAAAAGUCUCGGUGCUUCUCUAAUCAAGAUGCCUGAGAUCUUUGGUUCCAACCCCUCCAGACCAGGGAAUAUCAUCAACUACCUCCUAUCAAACACCUCUCCAGAAAAUGAAAAACUCCUAAAUUUCCAACUCCUCUGGUCCACCCUCCAAACCCUCCUCCUACCAGCCUGGCCCACAACAGACCGCACAACCCUAAAUUCCAAAGCACUAGGCGACGCCUGGCCCCUUCUCAUCCUCGCCMAAAAAAAAUCCAGUAGUCCACAAGGAGGCCCCGGCAUACAACCUUUCCACAAACUCACCCAAUGGCUCGCUUAUUCCCUAACAUCAGCCAUCUGUCGUCUGCUCCCCGACACGAAAUGGGAUAAUCUGGACUCCCUAACCGGCCUUCCCGAAUACCGUAAUGGAGGUUUUUUAAUCGAUACGGGAGUUCUGAGUUUAAAACCUGAAGUUCUAUCAAGAGGUUUACAAGCAAGUCCCACACCUCCCCUCCCGUUAUUCGCUCCGGGGGAUGAUGUGAUUGUGGAAUGGCGGGCUUUGACUGUGAAUUUGUUGGAUAUUGUUACGGGGCAAGUUAACGAGAAAUUGCGGGGGAAAUUCGGGGAGGAGGUGCAGAGGUUGAGUUUGGCUCAGGUGUUGGAGGCUGGGACUUGGAAGGCUGGGAGGGAACUUGCGCGGGAAUUGAGGGGGGAUUUGGGGGGUUGUAGUCCGAUUUUGACGAUUAGUGAUGGGACGCUGUUUUGA